AUGUCGCAUGAUGAAUUUCUUAUUACAUUUCAUCAAACCGGACCAAAUAAACAGAAUAUUAUUCAUUCCGAUAUGGAAGAUGGAAGAAGAUACUAUCCUAUUGAUAAACGAUUGUUCGGCGCCGUGUGUAACACACAUGUUGAACAUCGUGAUACAACUUCUAGUAAAACAAACUGUCAACUUUACCUUAGAAAGAAUACAGGAGAAAUACAUUUUACCAAACUUGUUGAUCAUCAAUGUGACAAUAAAACUUUAACAUUAGUACCAAAAAAUUCUACUGAUCGAAUAAUGAGUGAUCGAAAAAGUGAUAAUACUACUAGCGCAAGUAGCGGUAAAAGCGCAAAGCCAGGUCCAUCCAAUACUAAGCAAAAAGAUUACUUUCGUUUGGAUUGUAAACAGAUUAAAAUUAAACCUACAUCCGGUACUUUUGAUGAUGACCAUAUGGCCGUACGUUUUCAUCAUUCUACUCAUGAAAUGAGUCUGUGGUUGAACGCUUUAAAGAAUGAAGUUUUCAUCCCGUACGACCAGUUUACAGGAUACAGAAUUGCAGAAUACAAAGAACUAGAAAUCUCACUCUUACCCAACUUUAACAGAAGGUAUUAUCAAAACGGCGUUGAGAUUAAAACAGAUCCAACUAACGGUUUGUUAGAAGAAGCAACAGCAUUGAUUAUUAUACCACGACAAAAUGUCAACAUGUCAUGUUUGAUUGUAAUUGACAACCUCAUUGGAAAGUACAGAAACGAUAUAUCUAUACCAACCCGUACAAGGCCGGGCAUCAAUGACGACCCUGACGAAUCUGAUGAAGAGUAUUUGGUAAAGUUUACCAUGUUCGGAGAACGUGGAGGAGUUAUCGUACCACUAAAAAUCAGACUUGAAGAUAUAGUUCAGACUAUUAUGAAAAAAUUUAAGUUCGAAUUUAAAUACAAUUUGUUAACGUAUAAAAAUGGGGUGGGCGCUGUUAUUGCUAUUAAGGAUCAUGAAGAUUGGAGAGUUGCUAAAUGGGAAUCACAAUAUACCGAUAAAGCUUGUGUGGAUCUUUAUUUUACGUGA
Molecule: messenger RNA, 1050 nt
Organism: Funneliformis mosseae
Lineage: Eukaryota; Fungi; Glomeromycota; Glomeromycetes; Glomerales; Glomeraceae
Source: the annotation of a GenBank genome assembly